Terrapene triunguis (Three-toed box turtle) is the source of this 906-nucleotide messenger RNA. RefSeq names its product uridine phosphorylase 1-like. The coding region runs from base 1 to 906 and encodes 301 amino acids. Gene Ontology annotation, cellular component: cytoplasm; cytosol. NCBI's taxonomy places the organism in Eukaryota, Metazoa, Chordata, Testudines, Emydidae. The transcript has 7 exons. Gene Ontology annotation, molecular function: uridine phosphorylase activity. The record is from RefSeq and is a predicted model, not a curated record. Gene Ontology annotation, biological process: nucleotide catabolic process; uridine catabolic process.
AUGCAUGUCUCAUCUGACUUAGUGCUGGUCCAUAUAGAAGAUGACAACCUACUAUUACUAUCAUUACUCUUAAGAGGACACAGUGCUAUUAGCAAAGGUGUUAUAGCAGUGGUGGUCAACCUGUGGCCCUUCAGGUUUGUAUGUGUUGGAGGAAGCCCUUCACGGAUGAAAGCUUUUAUCACUUACAUAGCUGAAGAGCUUGGACUUGGGAGCGUCGGCACUGACUAUCCCAACAUCUGUGCAGGAACUGACCGUUACGCGAUGUACAAAGUAGGACCCGUGUUAUCAGUCAGUCAUGGUAUGGGCAUUCCCUCUAUUGCAAUCAUGUUACAUGAGCUAAUCAAGCUGCUGUAUCACUCCAAGUGUUCCAACGUAACCAUUAUUCGCAUUGGCACCUCUGGUGGAAUAGGUCUGGAGCCAGGCUCAGUGGUAAUAACCAGUCAAUCAGUAGAUGCUACCUUCAAGCCUCAAUUUGAACAGGUUAUCCUGGGAAAGACUGUAAUUCGCAGUACCAACCUAGAUGACCAACUAGCUAAGGAACUGAUGCAGUGCAGUAAGGAGAUAAAUGAAUUCAAUACAGUAAUUGGAAAUACAAUGUGCACUUUGGAUUUCUAUGAAGGCCAAGCCCGUCUGGAUGGUGCAAUCUGCUUAUAUACUGAAGAAGAGAAAUUGCAGUAUUUGAAGGCAGCUUAUGAUGCUGGAGUCCGAAACAUUGAGAUGGAAUCUUCAGUUUUUGCUGCUAUUUGUAAUCUUAGUGGUGUCAGAGCUGCUGUGGUGUGUGUCACACUUCUGAAUCGACUUGAAGGGGAUCAGAUUAGCAGCUCACAUGAUGUGCUUGUGGAGUAUCAGCAGAGACCGCAGAAAUUAGUGGGACACUUCAUUAAGAAGUGCCUUGGGAAAGUGUGA